UAGAAUUUCUCUUAUACUAUUGCCAAGAGGUUAAAUAUCCUUUCGUUUCAUACCUUAUUUUACAGUGAAUCCAGAAUUUGUCUUUCAUCUAAGUUAGAUUUGACUAUGCAAAAGCCAGCUGAGGUCAUUUUUUAUUCAUAUCUUUGUAAAUGUGUUGAGGCUUAGCUAAGGCAGUUUGACUUAUCUGCACUGAGCAUCUGAAUGGGAGUUUCAAGCAGAGACUAUAUGCUAAAGAAACUGCUUGAGGACAUUUGCACCAGUCUGUGUUUAUAUCUAACAUGCUGUGAGCAGCAGCUGCUUUGAGGACAAGAUCGAGCGCUUAAAUGUGAAAAGCUACAUUUUGAUUUUUGCUUCCAAACUUGACGUGCCAUGCCCAAAUCAUAAAAACAGGAAUAGAUUUGUACAUAUAAUACACACGAGACUUCUAGUAGAAUUUAUUAGUUGAUAAAGUGUUUUAUUGUUAACUGUUCUAUUGUAACUUCAUUCGUUUAACACGUUAAAAUCUCCAUGUUCUUGCUAGAUUUGCAGUAAAUAUGUGAAAAAUACAGCUUUGAUUUUUUUCUUGGGCACACAAUUUCUAGAUUGUUUUGUGUUCAGAAACACAUAUUCGUAUGUCUUAAAGGGUUAAACAAAUCAUCAUGGAAAUAUAAACAUUCUCAUGCAAAUGGGGCACAAAAGUGUGUGUGCAUGCAGCAAACUGCUUUUACUUUCCUUCUUUCUUUUCCAUUGUGUUUGAAAUAAGGGCUAAAUUUAUUUUUCUUGCCAUAUAUUACAUAGCACAGUCACUUUUUUCUGUAAAUCUUAUGCACCAGCUGUUUACCAGACAGCUACAACACCUGUGAGUUCCUGUAAAUCAUCUGACUCAUGUGAUUCUUUUUCUAACUCACUUCUUCAUUUCUGCCGCCAGCUCAGUGCACAAGGUUCCCCAAUGCUGUCCCGAAUAUAUACAACCCUUCGUUUCGUCACUUGGAACAUUCGUGGGGUUAAAAGCACCCGGAAUUUACCAAAAAAGUUUGCAAAUGUGUUGAGCAACCUCAAUAACCUUCAGGCUGAUAUUGCCUUCAUACAAGAAACACAUAUUGGACCAAAGUGUUACAAAAUAUUGGAAGAUGAGACAGGAAAAGACUGGAAAAUCUUCUUCACUGUGCACAGCUCCCGCAGCAAAGGAGUUGCCAUACUGAUAAGAGACAAAGUACCAUUUGAGUACAUUUGCCAUGAUGAGGACUACAGUGGAGGUUACAUUGUGCUCUUCUGUCAUCUGUAUGGUGAACUGUACACUCUUGUUAAUGUGUACAAUCACAAGUCAGACAGAAAUGUCUUGGGUAGACUGAAAGAGUACUUGAUGGAAACAGCUGAGGGUGUGCUAGUGGUUGGAGGUGAUUUCAACACAGUUUUGCAUCCCAGAUUAGAUCGGAGACCUCCAUCUUCAAGGAAUUCACGAUUAAGAGAUAAAUUAGAAGACUUUACUGCAUCUCUGAAUCUCAGAGACAGCUGGUCAUUCUUACACUCAACUGAUGAUGGAUUUACACGAUGUCAGAAUGAGUGUUACUCCAGGUUAGACAUGUUUUUUAUGGCAGAGGACAAAAUAGAAAGGGGGUGUAAAAUUAAGAUACAGAGUGAUAAUAUUUCUGAUCAUGAUCCUGUUGUUCUAAAAGUCAGAGUCCAGAAGCAGUCCCAAAAUAAAAUUCCAAUUGUAGCGUCAAUGCUGAAAGAAUUUAGAUAUGAUCCUGACAGGAGACCAGGGAAGAUUAAUGGGGCAGAAAUACUGAGUGCUAUGAAGUCUUUGACUGACUCAGAAAAGCAACGAUCUAAUCAGUUGGAAAUAGAUUAUUACAAAAGGUUUCAAUGUCCAAUAACAGAAUUAUUAAAGAUAAAAUUCAAUCUCAUGGUAAAGAACAAACAUGUACCUGAAGCUUUCAAAGAAUCUCAUCUUUCAGGUGACAGACACAUCAGUGUGGACUAUUUAAUAUUCUCUCGACUUUUGGCCAAACGCCUCAGUGCUUUCAUUACCCCUUCUUUCAAGAGAAGAAAGAAAGCAAAGGUGGACACCCUCCUUAUUAUGACCUUUGAGAUCUGCACCCAAAAAAUCAGGUGGUCCUUCCUGGAACAAAGUCUUCUUUGGAAUCUGAAACAAAUCCCCUCUGCACCACCACCAGACUUCAGCAUUCUGGACUGCUUUCUUCCUGAAGUCCAAGGUUCUUCUGGGAAACUCAGACUUUUGCAGCCUGGCUGUCCAUUCACCAACACUAUCCUCAAUAUGGCUCUGACACAGCUAGAAGAUCUCAUUCUCAAAACUGAGACCCAGUGCAGGACCUUUGUUUGUUAUCAAAGACAGGCUCUGUUCAUAGAUGUACAGUCAAGCCGACAUCACAGGGUUAUUAAGAUAGCAGAGAAAUUUAACAAAUAUUCAGGGAUUAAUAUCAAAGUGUCUAUGAAAGGCCUUUGACUGUAAACAUUUCUAAGCACAACCAUUCUGACAAACUGUAGUCAUAAGUUCAAAUCAGAAACUACACUAAUGCCCAGGUACCAAACGUCCAUUUUGGGUAGUUAUGUUUAUGUAUGUUGGUUGGGCCAGUGUUGGCAAGGUCCAUUUUAAGGUUUAUGUAUGCUGGUGGUCCAAUAUUGGCCCAGUGGACAAUAUCACAUUUACCCAAUCUUGGCCCAAGGUCAGUUUGCUAACUGGCUAGCACUAGAGAAAGAAUAUUCUCUAUCUAAUGACUAAAUGAAAAAAUUGUAAUCCAAAUUAAAGAAGCAGAGACAAGAAAAUUAAAAACAAGAUAAACAAUGUUCACAGUCAUAUUGGUUCUCAUGCAAGAAAAAAAAAAAAAAAGAAAAAGAAAAAUUGGUGAGUUGCUCAUUGGAGAAAUGUGAACCACUUCCUACUACAUAACAAUGCCAAAUGUGUACUACACCAACUGUUAAUUUCUAAGCAUUGUUAUACUUCCAGUGUUCCAUAUAGUGCUCUGACACAUAGAUUGUUUAAUUGUAUUGAGUUAAAUAUUUUGGUUUCCUCUCUCUCUCUCUCACUCACUGUCUCUCUCUCGCUGUGCUUAUUGUCCUUUUCUCUCUUGGAUCUGUAAAAAUGUGAAAAAUUACCUUAUCUGAAAUAUGUGCACUAGCCAUUAUUAUUAUUAUUAUUAUUAUUAUUAUUAUUAUUAUUAUUAUUAUUAUUGUUAUUAUUAUUAUUAUUAUUAUUAUUAUUGUUGUUGUUGUUGUUGUUGUUGUUGUUGUUGUUGUUGUUGUUAUUUUGUUGUACUUAUGUAUGAUAUUUGGAUUAUUACUUAUUACUGCUGAGCCCCUAUUGAACCCCCCAAUAUAUACAAACACUGUCCACCUGAAUAAAACACUUGUACACCUGCUCAUUUAUGCAGUUAUCCAAUCAGCCAGUAGUACCAGAUGGGCUGGUAGCGACAGUUCUGUGGGCGGAAAUGUCUUGUUGAUAAGUGAUGAUGAAGAAGAAAAUGGCCAGAUUGGUUCAAGUUGCCUGGAAGGAUAUAGUAACUCAAAUAAUCACUCUUUAAAACCAUGAUGAGCAGAAAAGCAUCUCAGCAUGCACAACACAUCAAACUUAGUUGUGGAUCGGCUACAACAGCAGAAGACCACAUUGGGGUCCACACCUAUCAGCCAAGGACCGGAAUCUGAGGCUAUCCUGGGCAUAAGUUCACCCAAACUGGAAAGUUGAAAGAUUAGUCAAAUUGAGCUACUUAAAAAAAAUACUCUACAGCUGCCAGGAUCUUGUUUAAUAUCAAAUAAUUGGAUUUAAUUAAAUACAUUUCUGCAAACAAGGGGAAAAUAAAAAUGAACAUAAACAUAAAUAUAUUCAGUAAAACUUAUAUAAUAUAUUAUAGGAAAUAAAGUGAGUAUAUCCGUAUGUAAAUUGUGUAAGUUCUUUGAGUAAAUCUGAAUGUGUCAGUGCAAUACUGGAUUAUUAACAUUAUGAAUUAUAAAGUGAGUCCCUGGUGGUCCAGCAGUUAAGGAUCCUGCACUCUCACUACCGCAGCCCGGGUUCGAUUCCCGUGCAGGGAAAACCCAGCCACUGGGGGUUGCACUUAGUGCCAGUCCCAAGCCCGGAUAAAAUAAGAAGGCAUCCAGCAUAAAACCUGUGCCAUAUCAAAUGUGCUGACCAAUGAUCUGCUGUGGGGACCCCUAACAGGAGCAGCUGAAAGAACAAGAACAACAACAACAUAAAGUAUAAACUGAAUAAAGCCUUGUAUACACAAAUCCUCUUUGUGAUGUGAAACUGCCACUGCAAUAUUGGAGUAUUAACCCCAGAGAAGAUGAAUGUAAUGUAAUGUAUGGUGCAAACCAUGUAAAACAGUAGAUAUGAAACCAUGGGUGUGCAGCAAAGUAACUUUGAUCAACAGAGCACCCAAAGUUGUACAGUGGAAUAAUAUGAUAAGUAGCAUCAGUGACAUAAAUAGAAACUAAGUGCAAAAAUGUAACAUACAAUAUGCCCAAUGAGGUUAUUCUAGGAGUAGGCUCUAACGCAUAAUAAUGUCCAGGAACAAUGAUGAAUUGUUGUACAGGGUGAUGGCUGUUGGCUGUUCCUAUUCUAUUCUUUAUUACAGCUGAGCUGAAUUAGUCUUUAACUGUAGGUGCUCCACUGUUUGACCAAUAGGGUAUGGAGGGGAUGUGAUACAUCAUCCGAUAUAGAUAAUGGUUUUCUGAAUCUUCCCGCAAUCAUAUUAAAACCAGCCUUUCUUUAUCAGUUUGUUUUACCCUGCCUUGCUUCUCUGGCUUUAACUUGUACUUGAAGUCACUGGUGUACAGGGUGAAGAGGAAUGGGGAUAGCACAGUUCCCUGUGGUGUUCUG
Ictalurus punctatus (channel catfish) is the source of this 4813-nucleotide messenger RNA. RefSeq lists its product as uncharacterized. Gene Ontology annotation, cellular component: nucleus. Gene Ontology annotation, biological process: base-excision repair. The coding region runs from base 929 to 2446 and encodes 505 amino acids. The transcript has 2 exons. Gene Ontology annotation, molecular function: phosphoric diester hydrolase activity; double-stranded DNA 3'-5' DNA exonuclease activity; DNA-(apurinic or apyrimidinic site) endonuclease activity. The record is from RefSeq and is a predicted model, not a curated record. NCBI's taxonomy places the organism in Eukaryota, Metazoa, Chordata, Actinopteri, Siluriformes, Ictaluridae.